GGCACUCUGUAUCUAGCUCAAGGUUUGUAAACACACCAAUCAGCACCCUGUGUCUAGCUCAGGGUUUGUGAAUGCACCAAUCGACACUGUAUCUAGCUACUCUGGUGGGGGACUUGGAGAACCUUUAUGUCUAGCUAAGGGGAUUAUAAAUACACCAGUCGGCACUCUGUAUCUAGCUCAAGGUUUGUAAACACACCAAUCAGCACCCUGUGUCUAGCUCAGGGUUUGGGAAUGCACCAAUUGACACUCUGUAUCUAGCUAAUCUAGUGGGGACGUGGAAAACAUUUGUGUCUAACUCAGGGAUUGUAAAUGCACCAAUCAGCACCCUGUCAAAAGAGACCACUCCGCUCUCUGUAAAAUGGACCAAUCAGCAGGAUGUGGGUGGGCCCGGAUAAGAGAAUAAAAGCAGGCUGCCCGCCCCAUUAGUGGCAAUCAGCUGGGGUUCCUUUCUCCGCUGUGGAAGCUUUGUUCUUUCACUCUUUGCAAUAAAUCUUGCUGCUGCUCACACAUUGGGUUCACACUGCCUUUGUGAGCUGUAACACUCACCAUGAAGGUCUACAGCUUCACUCCUGAAGCCAGCGAGACCACGAACCCACUGGGAGAAACGAACAACUCCAGACGCACUGUCUUAAGAGCUAUAAUACUCACUGCAAAGGUCUGCAGCUUCACUUCUGAGCCAGCGAGACCACGAACCCACCAGAAGGAAGAAACUCCCAGCGCAUCCGAACAUCAGAAGGAACAAACUCCAGACAAGCUGCCUUUAGGAACUGCAACACUCACCGCGAGGGUCCGCGGCUUGAAGUCAGUGAGACCAAGAACCCACCAAUUCCGGACACACUGGGAUUACAGUUCCAGGAAGGAUGUUACCUUUGAUGAUGACAGUGUUAAUCCUGCUGCUGCUCCCCACGGGUCAGGCUGCCCCAAAGGAUGGAGUCAUAAGGCCAGACUCUGAAGUACAGCAUCAGCUCCUGCCCAACCCCUUCCAGCCAGGCCGGGAGCAGCUCGGACUUCUGCAGAGCUACCUAAAGGGACUGGAAAGGACAGAAGUGCAGCCGGAGCAUCUGAGCCGGGAGCAGGUUCUUCUCUACCUCUUUGCCCUCCAUGACUAUGACCAGAGUGGACAGCUGGAUGGCCUGGAGCUGUUGUCCAUGUUGACAGCUGCUCUGGUCCCUGGAGAUGCCAACUCUCCUGCCACCAACCCGGUGAUCUUGAUAGUGGACAAAGUGCUCGAGACCCAGGACCUGAAUGGGGAUGGGCUCAUGACCCCUGCUGAGCUCAUCAACUUCCCGGGAGUGGCCACCAGGCACGUGGAGCCCGGAGAGCCCCUUGCUUCAUCUCCUCAGGAGCCACAAGCUGUUGGAAGGCAGUCCCUAUUAGCUAAAAGCCCAUUAAGACAAGAAACACAGGAAACCCUGGGUCCCAGAGAAGAAGCAAAGGGCCAGGUAGAGGCCAGAAGGGAGUCUUUGGAUCCUGUCCAAGAGCCUGGGGGCCAGGCAGAGUCUGAAGGAGAUGCCCCCGGGCCCAGGGGGGAAGCUGGGGGCCAGGCAGAGGCUGAAGGAGAUGCCCCCGGGCCCAGGGGGGAAGCUGGGGGCCAGGCAGAGGCCUGGGAACUUCCAGGGGAAACACUGGAGUCUAAGAACACCCAAAAUGAGUUUGAGGUACACAUUGUUGAAGUGGAGAAUGAUGAGAUCUAGAUCUUGAAGCUACAGGUACCCCACGAAGUCUCAGUGCCAGAAUGUAAGCCUUGAAGUGGACAGGGGAAAUGUACGCUGGGACAAGGACCACCUCUGUGCCCCCUGUCUGGUCCCAGUAGGUAUCAGAUCUUUCUGUGCAGCUCAGGGAGACCCUAAGUUAAGGGGCAGAUUACCAAUAAAGAACUGAAUGAA
This is a messenger RNA of Pongo pygmaeus (Bornean orangutan), 1886 nucleotides long. It is a transcript of the gene CGREF1, whose product is annotated as cell growth regulator with EF-hand domain 1. Lineage: Eukaryota; Metazoa; Chordata; Mammalia; Primates; Hominidae. Gene Ontology annotation, molecular function: calcium ion binding. Bases 861 to 1694 code for a protein of 277 amino acids. The transcript has 7 exons. The record is from RefSeq and is a predicted model, not a curated record.